Molecule: messenger RNA, 1423 nt
Organism: Drosophila novamexicana
Lineage: Eukaryota; Metazoa; Arthropoda; Insecta; Diptera; Drosophilidae
Exons: 2
Coding region: 11-739 (242 amino acids)
Source: RefSeq, a predicted model, not a curated record
CAGCGAAAGUAUGACGACGACGAUGAGGAUGACGACGACAAAGCUGGGCUUCGAUAUUCCCAGCGCGCGUCAUGAAGCUGCGGCGUCUGCGCCAUUUUUGGAUGCAAUGGCAAUGAGAAUGACCAGAUCGAGAGAAAGAGUCUUAGGCAAGCGCAUAGUGCACCAUUUCGUGCCGAACCGAGAUCCAAGAGGAGCUGACGGAGCUGACGGUACGCCUACCAAGAGUUAUGACAGGCCACAGAGCUGUGCCUCCUUAAAAGGCAAAAGGUGCGUCCGUUUAUGGACUGACGGCGACGAUGGCGUGUUGACAAUGAUGUGGAUGAUUGGUGUUUUCUGUUGUUUCGUAAGAUGCAGCAGCAAGGGUAACCGUUCCCGACAACCCAACCCCAUCCUCAUACCCGCCCGUCAACCCAGUUGCCCAACUGGUCCCGUUCACGUUUCCUGUGAAUCGGCAGAAAGCAGCACAGAUCAGCAGGCCUCGGGAGUAGAGAGUCGCGUAUCGAGGCAAAUGUGCGUCGUCGCCGCGUUGCCUUAUAUGAACCGAGGAGACAUUCGUCUAGACGGGCUGGAAAAAAUCACAGCAGAAUCAUUCAGCAAUGCCAAGUUUGGAUGCAGCUACUCAAUGAUUGCCAUGAAUGAAACCCACGAAGCGGCCAGCGAGCAAUUACUAGCCCUAACUCCCAGCCCAGCGCCUUUCACUUGCUCAGCAGCUACUGGGCUAGUUUUUUUCUCUCUCUAAGUUGCCCAAAAAUGGUCUGAUGCAACGGCCCAGGAGAUGUCAUUAACAUUAGAGAGCAGGUGAAUGAAUGCAGCUGACAGGCGACAGGCGACAGCUGAGCUGCUGAGCAGCUCCAUUAUGCAGUCGGAGGCAGCUUGUCUAUGCCAUUAAGGGCGUUAACAGGGAGCAUUAGUAACCUGGACGCAACACCUGACGCAGCGUCGACAACAACAACACCAACAACAGCAAGGAGGUCAACUUCAGACAAAGGCAUGCAAAUGCGAUUUUCCCGCAGCCCGAACUGAAGUAAGAAAAACAACUUUUACGCUAAGCAGAUGAACAACAUUUGCAUACAAGCCCAGUCUGUGCCCAGCCUGGCAACAGUUUCUUUUUCUCUUCUUUUGGUAGCGAAAUCAAAAGCUUUUUAAAGGAUAUUUCAUAUAAUUUCACGCUUAAGAGACAAGCAACAUGCGGACAAGUUGUUUGCUUGGUGGCCAAGGAAAUUGGAAAAAAAAAACGCCGGGAAAAGCUGGCCGUAAACACUUGAGACCGCGACCCCCAAAACAGUCAAGAGCAGCCGUUGCUUUACCCACGUGCCAAGCUGCUUAGGAAAAAAUGCGACAGACCUCGAGCUCGUCCUUCGUCCUUACAUUUGAUUGGCGCAGCCCGUUGUUGUUGUUGUUGUUGCCGCUGCGAAAUAAUUUG